This is a messenger RNA of Nannizzia gypsea CBS 118893, 1392 nucleotides long. RefSeq lists its product as hypothetical. The transcript has a single exon. Gene Ontology annotation, molecular function: protein binding. NCBI's taxonomy places the organism in Eukaryota, Fungi, Ascomycota, Eurotiomycetes, Onygenales, Arthrodermataceae. The record is from RefSeq and is a predicted model, not a curated record. The coding region runs from base 1 to 1392 and encodes 463 amino acids.
AUGAAACUGGCCAAGGUUAGGCGGCUUUUCCAGAAAUUCAGGUCCCGUCGUCGACCAGCCUCCCACCUGCCAACCGAGGAUGAGCCCACUGAGGAUGGGCCUACUGAGGGUGAACCUGCUGAGGAUGAGCCUACCAAGAACGAGCCUACUGAGGACCGCCAAAAUAGUCGCUUUCUAACUUUGCCGACAGAACUCAUUGAAAUGAUUGUCUCUUUUCUGGAGUCUGAGGAUCUGUGUUCCCUUCGGCUUACGUGUAAUGCCUGCUAUAAACGGACCCAGCAUAGCUUUGGUCUCCUCUUCACUACAUUGAAGACGGACUUCUCGGAUGACAGUCUAAACAAGCUCCUGGCUAUAUCUCAAGACCUGCGUUUAAAGCAUCAUCCCCAGACUCUCAAAGUGACAAUCAAUUACUCCCGCGGGCGAAGGAGGCUAGGCACCGGCAUCCCAUGGGAGCGAGGCCCUACCGGCCGUCUUACGGUCCCUCAACCUCCGGUACAGAAGUUGCGUGAUAUCCUGAUUGCACUCGUCAACUGCCGGUCAUUUGAGAUCUGGAACAAUGACGGAAGAGACAAGGCCCUCGAUCUGAUACAGCCCAGCGAAUCUCUUAGGAUUAUCUUCUACAUCAUUGCCGAGGCUGCCCUACCGCUCAAAUCCCUUACCCUUGACUAUGAUGGGGGCCAUGGGAUCGAUGAGCAAUACUUGGACUUCCAGGAUCUUCGGAAAGAGGGAUUCCUCUCCUCGACGUCCAAUCUUCAAAGCCUCACGCUCCAGUGCUACCUAAGUCUUAAAAAUGUCAACUGGAUAAAUGAAGUAGCCCGAGCCGCCACCGGCCUGAAAACAUUGACGUUUAGCUGUCCGUCUGACCCAACCGAGUAUUUUCUCGAGCACAAGUGUUUGAGCGCUCUUGAGCGUGCUCCUCUCCAAAAGAUCUUCCUCCGCGGUACUGACUGGCCUACUCCGGAACAUUGCAUUGAUUUUUUCCGAUGUUAUCGUUCAAGUCUUCGGACUCUUCAUCUGCAUUUGAACACUUUAAGCAGCCCGGGGUGGUCGGCGGUUUUAGAGGAGCUCAGGGACAAUUUCCCUUUAUUGGCCAAUAUCAAAUUGUCCACACUAAGAGAGCCUGGCCCCCAGAUAAAUAUCAUUGAUUUCUACAAGCUCCCUGAAGUGUCUGGCUGUGCGUGCGUGGAUUUUUUCUCGUUUGAUCAAAUUGCCGUGGACCAGCCGGCCCCCAAGGAGUAUGGGUCUGAGUUUUUAUACGGCUUGAGAGACCGUGCUGACGGACGCAUAGUGCAGGCCGUGAAAUACAGUGGGCCAGACAUGCAGAGUGUUUUGCAACAUAUGAUCAACUCUGCCAGACUUAGUCCACUUUUGAUACGCUGGCCUGCCACAUAA